GGACGGCACCAUCGCCACCGGCAGCCCAGCGCCGCCACCUUCCUCCGGCCUUGGAGGCGAAGGCAGCGCCCGCCGUUGGUCGCUGCCGUCACGGGGCAGCGCCCCCUGGUGCGCCGGUCCAGCCGCUGAGGGCGGGCCUGGCCGGGCCGCAGGGAGCGGGGCCUGACCCGGUAGGGCUUGGCCCGGAAGCCCGCCCACCGCGGCCGCGUGAGCUUCCCUGGCAGGGGGUGCUGCGGGGCCCUUUGCUCUCCUCUGCACGCCUCCUGGAGCCGGGGUGCCUGCUCGGCGCGGAGCCGCUAGCUCCCGAGCCGCGCCGCUGGUAGCGGUCGGUGAAAGGCCAGCUCGCCUGACCCUCUUCGUUUCUUUCCCCGGAGCAGGCCCCCGGAGCGGAGCCGGAGAUGCUCAUGCACAUGGAUCAGAAGGAGGAACUGCGGUUGUCCCGGCCCCGCUCCUGCGAAGGGAAGAGUGCUCUGAGCGGCACCUCAGCUGAAGAUGGGAUUGUGAGCACAAAUGAAGAGAAUGACCAUCAAGGCAUCCCCAUCCACACAGGGGAGCGGCCCUACGAGUGCUCCGAGUGCAGGAAGAGCUUCAGAGAGACCUCGAAGCUGAUCCGGCACCAGGUAACCCACACUGGGGAGAAGCCCUACAAGUGUGCUGAGUGUGGGAAGAGCUUCUCCGAGAACUCAAAGCUCGUCCAGCACCAGUGGGUGCACACUGGGGAAAAACCGUACGAAUGCAGGACCUGCGGGAAGAGCUUCUGCGUGAGUUCAAGUCUUAUCCGGCACCAGGUAACCCACACCAGGGAGAAUCCCCACAAGUGUGCUGAGUGCGGGAAGAGCUUCUCUGAGUACUUGAACCUUGUCCAGCACCAGUGGGUGCACACUGCGAAGAAACCCGAUGAGUGUAGGACCUGUGGGACGACCUUCAGCUCGACUUCAGCCCUGAGACGACACCAACGGAUCCACACUGGGGACAAACCCUAUGGGUGUAUGGAUUGUGGGAAGAGCUUCGGCCACAGCUCCACGCUCAUGAAACACCGGCUGAUCCACACUGGGGAGAGACCCUACAUCUGCACGUACUGCGGGGACAGCUUUCGGCAGAGUGCCCACCUCAUCCGGCACCAACGCAUCCACACCGGGGAGCGUCCCUACGUCUGUGCUGAGUGCGGAAAGGGCUUCAGAGUGAGCUCAACGCUCUUCCGGCACCAGCAGAUCCACAAGGAUUGGGGAGCCCUAGGUGGGGUGAGUGUGGGGAGCAGUGGGGUCUGAUACCCUGUGAGCAAACCCUGGUGUCUCCCCCUCCCUUUGACCAUCCUGCUUGUGGAGGGCAGAAGCAGUUUCUUCCUAGGAGAGUGAGCCCUCAGAGAUGAAGAAGGGGAGAGCUGGUGGAGGGAGCUGAUUGGAGGUUUUGGGGCAGGUGCCAGGAGGAAGGUGCCCAACUCCUUUCAGUGGUGGGCAGCCCCAGGAUGAGGAGCAGUGGCCAUGAACUGAAACAGAAGAGGUUUGACCUCCACACAAGGAAGAACUUGUUCCGUUGCAGUGGCAGAGCACUGAGCAGGCUGCGCAUCAUAUGCUCCAUCUCUGG
Molecule: messenger RNA, 1584 nt
Organism: Neopsephotus bourkii (Bourke's parrot)
Lineage: Eukaryota; Metazoa; Chordata; Aves; Psittaciformes; Psittacidae
Product: zinc finger protein 3-like
Exons: 3
Coding region: 399-1268 (289 amino acids)
Biological process (GO): regulation of transcription by RNA polymerase II
Cellular component (GO): nucleus
Molecular function (GO): DNA-binding transcription activator activity, RNA polymerase II-specific; RNA polymerase II cis-regulatory region sequence-specific DNA binding
Source: RefSeq, a predicted model, not a curated record